Molecule: messenger RNA, 645 nt
Organism: Penicillium atrosanguineum
Lineage: Eukaryota; Fungi; Ascomycota; Eurotiomycetes; Eurotiales; Aspergillaceae
Product: mitochondrial 54S ribosomal protein bL28m
Exons: 1
Coding region: 1-645 (214 amino acids)
Cellular component (GO): mitochondrial large ribosomal subunit
Molecular function (GO): structural constituent of ribosome
Source: RefSeq, a predicted model, not a curated record
AUGGCCACUCCGUUUUCUCUCACUGCGGCCUUCCGCGGCCUUGCUUUGUCCGCACCAAAGCGAUCCUUCUCGACAUCACUGGCACGCCAGUCCGACAAGAAACUCCCCGAGCACAUCCCGGCCUAUCCCCAUGGCCCCCGACAGUGGUACAAGCAGGCCGACACUGGUCUCUACGGUGGUGCCAUGAUCCGUUUCGGUAACAAGAUCUCUGAUGGACGCAACAAGGGCAAGACAAGGCGAAGCUGGAAGCCCAACGUCCGCCGACAGAAAGUGUGGAGCGAGGCGCUCGGCGAGCACCUUCGCAUCAAAGUCACGCGCGAGGCGAUGCGUUCGAUCUAUAAGGAGGGUGGCCUCGACAACUACCUCAUGAGCGACAAGAACGGCCGCAUUAAGGAUCUCGGCAUGUUCGGAUGGGAGCUUCGAUACAAGGUCAUGCAGACCCCGGCCAUCCAAGAAAAGUUGCAGGCAGAGCGGAAGAAGCUUGGACUGGCAGACCCUUUGCCGUUUGAUGAGUGGAUUAAGACCAAGGAGGCCGAGAUUCAAGCGAAGGUCGAGGAGAGACUCAACAUCCAAUCCAUCACGAAGCCCCGUCCGAAGGGCAAGGCCGACAUCCAGAACCAACAACGUGCCCAACUCGAACUCUAA